GUUUCAUUCCCGACAGCGGCCAGUGAGGUUCUGCAUACAAUACUUUGGUCAUGGGAGACAAGGACAAGCUCAUCUCUGACGUGGAGUCCGUCAAGGACACGGCUCCGAUUGCCGCGAAGGUGGCCAAACUGGCACUGAAGGCAAAUCGCCCCUGGUACUUUGGAGCUGGAUUUCUGCUCUUCUGGGCCAUGCUCUUCGUGUCCAUUGUGGUGCCACUCUUCUAUCGCCUGCCCACACCUCUGACGGUGCACGAUAGCAACCAGGGCGCAUUCAUUGCGGAACGGGCCCACAAGACGCUCGCUGGACUGGCCAGCAUUGGCACAAAGGUGGUCGGCAGCCAGGGAAAUGAGGUUAAUACGGUGAAUUUCCUGCUAAAUGAAUUGGAGCUGAUCAAGCAGCAGGUCCUGACCGAGUACUACGACAUUGAGAUCGAUGUCCAAGUUGCUUCGGGUUCCUAUGUGUUUUGGACCAUGAUCAACAUGUACCAGGGUAUCCAGAAUAUCGUCAUCAAGCUGAGCCCCAAGGGGUCCACCAGCGACACCUACCUCUUGGUCAACAGCCACUUCGACUCGAAGCCCACUAGUCCGUCGGUGGGCGAUGCCGGACACAUGGUAUCCACUAUUUUGGAGGUGCUGCGCGUGAUCUCCACAUCCAAGCCCUCAUUCCAACAUCCGAUUGUCUUUCUGCUGAACGGUGCCGAGGAGAAUCCACUGCAAGCCUCCCAUGCCUUCAUCUCCCAACACAAAUGGGCACAAUUCUGCAAGGUUGUUAUCAACCUGGAUGCCGCUGGAAGUGGAGGUCGCGAAAUUCUCUUCCAGAGUGGCCCCAACAAUCCCUGGCUGUUAAAGUACUACAAAGAGAGCGCCCUGCAUCCGUUUGGAACCACCAUGGGUGAGGAAAUCUUCCAAACGGGUCUCCUGCCCUCAGACACGGAUUUCGGCAUUUUCAAUACCUACGGAAACCUCGUGGGUUUCGACAUUGCCCAGUGCAUCAAUGGCUUCGUAUACCACACCAAGUACGAUGACUUGGAUGUGAUUCCUCAGGGUGCGCUCCAGAAUACCGGCGAUAAUCUGCUUAAUCUGGUGCGGGCCUUGGCAAACGCCCCAGAGCUGCGCGAUGUAGAGGCAUUUGCUGAAGGACACGCCAUCUUCUUUGACUUCCUGGGCCUGUUCUUCAUCAGCUAUUCGUCCACCAGUGGCGAAUAUCUCAACUAUGCCGUGGCUGGUGCUGCUGUCAUUUUGGUUUAUAUAUCCCUCCUGCGCAUAGCGGCUGUCUCGAAUGUAUCGGCGGCGGAUGUCCAGGGGUGGGGUGUCCUGCUGCUGGUUGUGCAAGUCGUGGCCUUCGUUCUUGGCCUAGCACUUCCCAUUGUUGUGGCGUACCUUCUGGACAAGUACGGGCUGUCGCUGAGCUACUUUAGCAGUCCCAUACUGGUUGUCGGUCUCUUUGUGUGCCCAAGUCUCCUGGGACUGAGCCUGCCCUCCACCAUCUACUUCACACUGUUCCGCAAUAGCAAGGUCUCCUUUGCCCACUACAUCCAGCUGGCGUUACAUGGCCACGCCGUUGUCCUGGCCGCUCUCGGGGCUGCUUUGACAGCCUAUGGCCUGCGAUCGGCCUAUGUGGUAACAUGGACACUCCUCUUCUACGUGAUUCCAUUGGCCAUCAACCUGCUGACGACCAUCCAUGAUCGUGGCUACGCCUGGACGACCAUCCUUAAGCUAUUCCAGAUCUUUCCGUUCCUGUACAACAGCUAUCUCUUCUACACAUUCGUUGUGGUGCUCACCCCCAUGAUGGGACGCUUUAGCAUGUCCACCAAUCCAGACUUGAUUGUGUCUGCCUUGACUGCAUUGGGCACAAUAUUGUCCAUGGGUUUUCUGAUUUUGCUGGUGAACAUGUUCCGCAGACCGAGCAUUGUAUUUGUCAUUCUGCUGGCCGUGAGUGCCCUGAGCAUAUACGUGGCCACCUCCACCGAUAUCGGGUUUCCCUAUCGCCCCAAGACCAACGUGGAGCGAGUCAACUACUUGCAAGUGCGACGAACCUUCUACGAGUACGAUGGAACAGUCAGUCGGGACGACUCUGGCUACGCGUUCUUUUUCCAGGACAGACGUGGGCCAGCUGCCUUAGAGGGGUCCAAUGUGGAUCUAACGGGUUUGGUGAGCCUCGAAGCGGACUGCGACAAGUAUAUGAUGUGCGGAGUUCCGAUGUACGACCAGCACUGGGUAAAAAGCCGCACAACUAUUAUGUGGCUGCCGCGUGAGCAGCCCAUCGAGACACCAACUCCGCCUACCCUCGAGCUUUUGAGCAAGACUGUGCUAUCCGGCGGUACAACAGUGCGGUUGGAGUUUGUGGUGGCGGGUCCGAAUCACUUCAGUCUGUUCAUCCAGCCGUACGAAGAUGUGACCAUCAGCAACUGGACGUUCCUGGCAAGCUACCUGCAGAACACCACUACGUAUCCUCCGCCGUAUCACAUUUACUUCUCCUACGGAAUAGACAGCUCACCGUUGAAAUUCUUCAUUGAUUUUAUGAAACCCGAUGGCGACUUCAACGUUCAGUUCUGCAAAAUUGGUCUUGGGGGACAGUUUAUAGAGGAUGUUGGAGAUGCUGAGAGCGUGAGAUUCGCUAAUUCAUUCCCCUCGUAUUCGGCUAUUGUCCAGUGGCCUGCUUCGUAUCAGCGAUAUAUAUUUUAAUAUAAUUAUUUUGACUAAAACAGUUGAA
Molecule: messenger RNA, 2712 nt
Organism: Drosophila obscura
Lineage: Eukaryota; Metazoa; Arthropoda; Insecta; Diptera; Drosophilidae
Product: endoplasmic reticulum metallopeptidase 1-like
Exons: 11
Coding region: 51-2684 (877 amino acids)
Biological process (GO): proteolysis
Molecular function (GO): metalloexopeptidase activity
Source: RefSeq, a predicted model, not a curated record